Humulus lupulus (European hop) is the source of this 461-nucleotide messenger RNA. RefSeq lists its product as uncharacterized. The record is from RefSeq and is a predicted model, not a curated record. The transcript is spliced from 3 exons. Bases 132 to 455 code for a protein of 107 amino acids. NCBI's taxonomy places the organism in Eukaryota, Viridiplantae, Streptophyta, Magnoliopsida, Rosales, Cannabaceae.
GGUUGGAAGAAAUAUUGUCUGGCAUCAACAGUUCUAUAUUUUCUUAUAUAAUUGGGGUCGAUAGUCUGAAAGCAACUAGCAUUGGUGAUGACGCUUCAUCUUCAGCCGCUAGUAAUGAUGUAAGGCUGCGUAUGGAUGGAUUAUUUGACCUGAAAGAACAUGCAAUCCAAUUUACUAGAGACAUUACAACAUUAUAUACCAAUGGACCAGCUAGUGGUGGUGGUAUCAGUGUUGGACACAAGAGAGAGGUCAUUCUUGAAAAACAACUGCUCAAUUGUGAACAUGUUGCUUGGAAGACAUCCAUAAAGCGCACUGUAACAAAAUCAAAUCCUCCAAGAAUUAGCCAUGAAAACCUCAUUAAAACUCCAGUUUCUCAAGGAUCAGUAGAAGAUGUUUCAUUUUCUGAAAGUGACAUCUCAUCUGCGCACUGUAACUUGUGGGAUGAUUUUAAUUAGCUUUAA